AUGUUCUGCGAAAAAGCUGUGGAGCUGGUUCGUGAGCUGCACCGCGCGCCAGAAGGGCAGCUACCCGCUUUCAAUGAGGAUGGAAUCAGACAAGUUCUGGAGGAAAUGAAAGCUUUAUAUGAACAAAACCAGUCUGAUGUAAAUGAAGCAAAGUUGGGUGGACGAGGUGAUUUGAUACCAACUAUUAAAUUUCGGCACUGUUCUCUGUUAAGAAAUCGACGCUGCACUGUUGCCUACUUGUAUGACCGAUUGCUUCGGAUUAGAGCUCUCAGGUGGGAAUAUGGCAGUGUUUUGCCAAGUGCUUUACGAUUUCACAUGUCUGCUGAAGAAAUAGAGUGGUUUAAUCAGUAUAAAAAGUCCCUUGCUACCUACAUGAGGUCACUGGGAGGAGAUGAAGGUUUGGACAUCACACAGGAUAUGAAACCUCCAAAAAGUUUAUAUAUUGAAGUGCGGUGUCUAAAAGACUAUGGGGAAUUUGAAGUUGAUGAUGAUGGCACUUCGGUCCUUCUUAAAAAAAACAGCCAGCACUUUUUGCCUCGAUGGAAGUGUGAGCAGUUGAUCAGACAAGGAGUUCUGGAGCAUGUCUUGUCGUAACUGCGUCUU
This is a messenger RNA of Urocitellus parryii (Arctic ground squirrel), 603 nucleotides long. It is a transcript of the gene Gins1, whose product is annotated as GINS complex subunit 1. Gene Ontology annotation, cellular component: GINS complex. The record is from RefSeq and is a predicted model, not a curated record. Gene Ontology annotation, biological process: DNA replication; DNA strand elongation involved in mitotic DNA replication. Lineage: Eukaryota; Metazoa; Chordata; Mammalia; Rodentia; Sciuridae.